AUGCCGCUUAACAUGCCGUAUCACUCCACAAUGGAAAAGGAGAUUGUCAAGGCCGCUGCUAUUUUAGAUUCAUGCUUUAGUUCCACUGUAUCCGCCGAUGCAUCAAUACCUGCCGAAUUGAUUCAGAACGCAGCAGGUCUCGCCUUCCUCACAGUCAUUAAGGCAGGAUUAAUCUGGACAGGCAAGAUGGGAACUGGUCUAGUCGUCGCUCGUCUUCACGACGGAUCAUGGUCAGCCCCGUCGGGCAUCGGUACAGCUGGAAUGGGCUUUGGCGCAGAGAUUGGUGGUGAAAUUGUCGAUUUUCUAAUUAUUCUUGGCUCUCCUAGCGCUGUCAAGACGUUUAGGAAAGGAACACAGAUCUCUGUGGGUGCAGGUUUGGACCUAGCAGUGGGUCCUGUGGGUCGUGCGGCAGGCGCCAGUGUUAAUGCUGGAGGUGGCGGUGUCAGUGGCAAUUAUACUUAUAGUCAUGCCAAGGGCGUGUUUGCGGGUGUUGGUCUGCAUGGAUCUACAAUUAUGGUGCGUGGCGAAAUGAAUUGUCAAUUUUACGGUCGCAAGGUCACUCCUGAUGAGAUUUUGAGUGGGCAAAUUGCUCCACCGCCUGGAGUAUGCGACGUGUUGUUCGAUGCCAUCCAUCGCGCGUGUAGGCAGCAGGGACUCAACAUGGAGUCCAAUCCAAAUUCAACUUGGUCAAAUCGUAGCAGCGCUAGCAAUAGCUAUGGACAUAGCAAUGGAACUCCUGAUGCGGCAGAUCAUGCCGCUGCUGCUCAUGCAUCGUAUUCUACACCUCCCUCUUUUUCAUUUUCAAACUUGAACAUGGACCAACAGCAGCAAUUGCCAGCGGCAGGAUCAUCUAGAUCCUUACCUAUGGCAACUGCAACACAACCGGAUCCAAGAGACCCGCGGCUUCAACGAUAUAGCACUUAUAAGUCUGAACGUGAACUGUACGAGCAAUUUGAGCGAAAGAAAAAUGGUGUAGUUCAUAUCGAGUCCACACACACUCACCCAACAAAUCCAUCACUGCAAUACAAGUCGUACCCUGCUCCAGCGCCUAAUAUGUCCUACACAGCACCCCCAGAGGCUCAAGCGAUGUAUAACUCGUAUGUCAAACCACCUGUCACCAAGGCCCCACAGCAACCUGUGCCACCUCUUCCGCCAUCCGCGAAAGGCGCUGAGAUGAAGCAGAUCUAUUCGGAAGUGAUCAAUUUCGUGCAAACUAAGUGUCCGCAUGCAAACUUGCAAGUAUUUAAGGACAACUGUCGGCUGUUCGGCCAAGAUGCCAUGUCGUUAGACGCGUUCUUCGGCUAUUUGCUUUCGAUCUGCUCUCAACCUAAUAUGAAAGAGCUAGUACCUCAAUUGACGCGUCUACUACCUACACAAGAGAAACGUGAACGCCUUUGGACAGUAUACGAGGAGAUCGAUGCAUGCCGCGAAUCGUUUGUGCAUUUUGACAAGGAUGGCAGUGGCACAAUCGACAAAUGA
This is a messenger RNA of Plasmopara halstedii, 1479 nucleotides long. RefSeq lists its product as uncharacterized. The record is from RefSeq and is a predicted model, not a curated record. The transcript is spliced from 4 exons. Lineage: Eukaryota; Oomycota; Peronosporomycetes; Peronosporales; Peronosporaceae. The coding region runs from base 1 to 1479 and encodes 492 amino acids. Gene Ontology annotation, molecular function: calcium ion binding; phosphatidylinositol binding.